AUGGCUAACAUAUCUUCGCAGAGAUUUUGCUUAAGGUGGAAUAAUCACCAAUCUAAUUUAUUAUCAGUUUUUGACCAACUGCUUCAAGAUGAAUCAUUUGUUGAUGUUACAUUAGCAGUUGAUGGCCAGUUUUUAAGAGCACACAAAAUGGUUCUCAGUGCAUGUUCUCCAUAUUUUCAGUCACUUUUUACCGAUCAUCCAGAUAAACAUCCCAUUGUUAUUUUGAAAGAUGUUCCUUAUACAGACAUGCGUUGUCUCUUAGAUUUCAUGUAUAGAGGAGAAGUAUCUGUUGAUCAGGAUCGGCUAACUGCAUUUUUAAAGUUGCAGAAAGUUUACGGAUUAAAGCAAUUGUAUCAUGAUAAAAUUGUAGCUUAUAGUCAUAGCGGUUUAACAGAAGUAAAUGAAGAAAAAUGCGACCUUCCAUCGAUAACAAAUUCCCUAUUAGGUAGUCAAAACCUUCAUAGUCAUGUACCACCUCCCCAACUUCAUAGGAUAUACCAACCUCCAUCACUAAAACGAGCCCAAGUACACAAUAAUAAUUUCCCUUCUCUGAACUCGGCUCCCCUUUUGGGAUCGGCAUUAACGGCUCCUAAAAGAAAACGCGGUCGCCCUAGGAAACUCUCGGGUUCAUCAGACUUUGCUCCGGGUUCUCCCAAUUCGGACACGGAUGCCUCCGAUGCAAAAACAUCGGAAAGCAUAUUACCUGAAUUAUUGGAAGUGAAAAUGGAGUAUUCGGACAAGGAUAGAAAUCGGGAAUCAUCUUGCGAAAACGAAAGAUAUAGUAACGGAGAGGAGAGAAGAGAGAGACUUAACAAUGAAAAUGAACAUUUGGCUGGUACAUCGCAUGUCGAACGGGGUAAUGGCCACGAUAGCGAAUCAUUUGCAUUGGAAGACGGUUACUCAAAGCUUAGUUAUUUGAUUUGUUUGAAUGCUUUAAUUUUAAAUGCUCUUUUGCGACCGAAAAUAAAAAGGAGAAGUUCAGAGGAAAGCACGGGAGGGAAUUUGGUUAUAGAUUUUAACAACAUGGCGACAAAGUCGGAGGGAAACGUGUAUUCGAGUAAUACAAACACGUCCGGGAGUCCGAACACGUCGAAUGAAAACGCGUCCGUCGUAUCUGCUUCCACGACGCCGCAAACGGUACCCAAACCGGUGGUUAGAAGGCGCGUAAGACGAAGAGCAAAUUCAUCGAGUCAGGAUCCGGCUGAACAAUUGACGGAAAUGAGCGUUCGCGGUAAGCAAAAAAUUUAUGAAUGUUUAAAAAAGCAAAAAGCAGAAGACAAAGCGAUUAUAGCGAGACUAAUUUCGUCUGAAAUGUUGUCGUCAGGUUUAAAUCUGUUUCGUUACGCAUCCGUUCAAGAAGGUUUAUACAAGUGCACGGAAUGUGAAAAAUCCGACGUUCUCAAAACGUUCAAAAACAAAUACAGUUUUCAACGUCACGCUUUUCUCUAUCACGAGGGUCAUCAGCGUAAAGUUUUCCCAUGUCCCGUUUGUCAAAAGGAAUUUUCCCGACCGGAUAAAAUGAAAAAUCACAUGAAAACCGUACACGAAUGCUUCGUUCCGAAAGACGUUUUUCCACCGAGUCCCGUAACGGGUGGAUAUUUUUUAACCCCCCCGCAACUACAACAGCAACAACAACAACAACAUUUACAACUUAAACCUCCUCAAGUUACAAAUUCUUCGUCACGUUCGACAAAUCCUUUGUCUUCUCCAAUGCCACCACAACCGUAG
Molecule: messenger RNA, 1728 nt
Organism: Pediculus humanus corporis (human body louse)
Lineage: Eukaryota; Metazoa; Arthropoda; Insecta; Psocodea; Pediculidae
Product: tramtrack, putative
Exons: 7
Coding region: 1-1728 (575 amino acids)
Biological process (GO): regulation of transcription by RNA polymerase II
Cellular component (GO): nucleus
Molecular function (GO): protein binding
Source: RefSeq, a predicted model, not a curated record